Messenger RNA from Panicum virgatum (switchgrass), 396 nucleotides. Its product is annotated as probable pre-mRNA-splicing factor ATP-dependent RNA helicase DEAH9. Gene Ontology annotation, cellular component: intracellular anatomical structure. NCBI's taxonomy places the organism in Eukaryota, Viridiplantae, Streptophyta, Magnoliopsida, Poales, Poaceae. Gene Ontology annotation, molecular function: RNA binding; ATP hydrolysis activity. The coding region runs from base 1 to 396 and encodes 131 amino acids. The record is from RefSeq and is a predicted model, not a curated record. The transcript is spliced from 5 exons.
AUGAAAUACGCCACCACCAUCGUCGUCGGCGAGACAGGCAGCGGCAAGUCCACACAGAUCCCUCAGUACCUUAAGGAGGCUGGUUGGGCUGAUGGUGGUCGACUUAUUGGAUGCACUCAGCCCAGGCGAUUGGCUGUGCAGACGGUUGCAUCAAGGGUAGCUGAAGAAGUAGGCGUGAAACUUGGAGAAGAAGUUGGUUAUACAAUCCGAUUCGAAGAUCAAACAAAUCCGGGUAUGACCAUGAUAAAAUUUCUCACAGAUGGGGUAUUGAUUAGAGAAAUGAUGGAAGAUCCUCUUCUUACCAAAUAUAGUGUAAUUAUGGUGGAUGAAGCUCAUGAAAGAUCCAUCUCAACCGACAUGUUGCUGGGACUCCUGAAAAAGGUUAGCAUCUCUUGA